AUGGCUGUAUUCGAUGCAGACCCAGAGGGAAUCGCACCAGUUGUGCGACCAGCCGCUGUGCUCGACGAUCAAAAUGAAACACCGAUCGAGUCAUCUACGACGACCGCAACAUUGCCUGAGAUAGCUCCGAACCAGACCGCACAUGAGAUUGACCGCCGCGAUGCGGACCCUGUAGUCCCAGAGCAAAGAGCCGAAAGUUUUCAAGCCCAGCAGUUUGCAGACAAAACCACCUUGUCAGGGUGGUUUCCCCAAAUAAGAAGUGACGAAAAUAGCAGUUGGCGCAUAUGGUUUUCACGAAGAAGUCGUGCUCUCAUGGUCCAGAUUGGGAUUAUCGGCUUCAUCCUGAUGACAAAUCUCGGUGUGACUAUUUUUGCUGUCAAAAGCUACGGAAGCCGUAAUGGUGUCGGGUUGAUAUACGAAGGCGACUGCUCAACCGUGAAAAGGCUUGACCAAUGGUUGCAUUUGCUCAUCAAUUUGUUGGGAACAGGCAUGCUGUCGGCUUCAAAUUAUUGCAUGCAACUGCAGGCUGCGCCAACACGCGAGAACGUGAAUGCUGCUCAUGCGAAACACAAGUGGCUGGACAUUGGCAUUCCUAGCCUUCGAAAUCUAAAAUAUCUCAGCAUGUGGAGGCGAUGUUCGUGGGCAUUGUUGGCCUUGACCUCUAUUCCUAUUCAUCUCAUAUACAACUCGGCUGUGUUCCAGUCACUUUCAUCUCACAAUUACACCGUUGUCGUUGUCAAAGAUUCCUUUUUGAACAAUGCUUCAUGGAGCUUGAAAACAGCAGAGGACAAUCGAGCCGGCGACUACGGCUGGGAAGACACCCGAGUCAACCCCUCAAACCUAGACUACGAAGAAGUAGUAAGAGCCAUACAGAGGAAUGCAUCCAUCUAUGAAGAACGCAACAUUUCAGCAUGUUUCGACUUGUAUGACGACUACUUCAGUCCCCAAGGAAACGCGAUCAUUCUAGUCAAGAAUGAAACUUUACAGAGCCCGCCAGAGGACAGUCUGCUCAUGUAUGUUUCCAUCGUCCCUCGUUCAGACGACUGGUCCAAGAACAUGUGGGCUCUAGGUAAUGGCACUGGUCACUUUGCAGCUUUGUCACCACCAAAACCCGUGACUAAAUGGUUCCUUGGGCCUCCAUAUUACGAGGUGUCACGAUGUAUCGUUCAGCCGCCAGAAGGGCUCAGCGCAAACUGUCGAUUCGAAUAUUCGCCUCCCAUCAUGUUCACUAUUUGCAUCAUGAACAUGAUUAAAGCGGCCAUCAUGCUAUCAAUAUGGGCUCUGAGGAGAUGGCAGAAUCCCAGAAAGGAAAAUCAGGCGAAGGAGGUCUUAUACACCUUGGGCGAUGCCAUAGCCUCUUUCAUGCGGGAACCAUGCAAGCAAACUGUCGAUAUGGGACUUGCGACAAAGUACGACUUCUUGACUACACGAACUUUGCGCAACCGUUUUAUUAGAUCUUCCCCAACGAUAUUCCAAAAAAGACCUCAGCCGCGGGCUUUUGAAAAGAACCCAAAGCAGUGGAGAUCCUCUGCAAGCCUAAGACGUUGGGUCAUCAUGCUGGCCAUGUGUCUUCUUGUAAUCAUAAUCGCAGCUGUACUUUUGACAAUGUCAUUCGUAAGCCUAAGACAAAGAGGUUUCGGUGUAAAGAUACCACAGCUGUGGAAGCUAGGCUUUGGAGCCUUGACGCCUUACACCUACUUGGUGAUUAAUAUGCCUCGUACAGACCCAGGAGGGUUGAUAGCUAAUGUGCUAUUGGCCAACUUGCCUCAACUCGUCCUGUCGAUCUUGUACAUCGUCUACAAUACUAUGCUGAGCACCUUUUUAGUCCAAAGGGAGUUCAGUCGCAUGUGGGAUCCGGGCAAUAGGAAGCCGUUGAGAGUUUCCGAACCAAUAGGGAUCCAACGAUCAAGUUACUUCAUUUCCCUGCCCUUGAGAUAUGGGAUUCCGCUUUAUGCUAGCUCGGGCAUCAUGCAUUGGCUGGUGUCACAGAGCCUUUUCUUGGCACGAAUUCGAGCCAUAACCACAGAUGGGAGUGACGAUGAUGUCAACUCUUUCUCGACAUGUGGCUAUAGUCCUAUAGCUGUGUUUGUCACAUUGCUUGCGGGGCUCCUUCUCGUCAUCAUUAUCAUCGGUAUGGGGCUGCGACGCUAUGAUGGCACAAUGCCAAUGGUGUCGACCAAUAGUCUGGCAAUAAGUGCUGCUUGUCACGUCCUGCGGGAAGAUCAGGAUGGCGGCUAUCUGCUACCUGUUCAGUGGGGAGUUCUCAGUAUGACUGGGGGCGUUGGGAAGUGUGCUUUCACUACAGCGGCGGUCAACACGGUCAAGCUCCCAGAGAAAGGCCCAGAUCGAGUCUACAAGUGA
Messenger RNA from Colletotrichum abscissum, 2361 nucleotides. RefSeq lists its product as uncharacterized. The record is from RefSeq and is a predicted model, not a curated record. NCBI's taxonomy places the organism in Eukaryota, Fungi, Ascomycota, Sordariomycetes, Glomerellales, Glomerellaceae. The transcript is spliced from 5 exons. The coding region runs from base 1 to 2361 and encodes 786 amino acids.